GUCAAAUUACGAUCGGCUGAUAUCGUCGAUCGUAAUUGUGUUUAUUAAUAUUAAAAUGUAUUUAAUGGAAUAAUAUAAACAAAGCCAUGGAUGAAAACGAGUUCUUCAGACAGACAGUGCAGCAUUUGGCUCGAUGUUUAUCGAGCAUUAACCCGACGCCAUGGGAGAAGGUGAACACCCUAUUCAUGCUAUGCCCUCAAGCUGGCUCCUCCCUCAUAGUGACUCCAAGAAGUCAAGAGGCAACCAUAGCUUUGGGACUGUACUUCCUUCAGAGCAACUUACAGCAUCAGGAUAAGCUUCUGCCAUACUUCCUGAAAGUCCUGAAGUGUCUCACUACUGCACAGUUUGAGGAGCCACUAUGCAGAAUCAAAAAUGGCGACCGUAUCCCAAUGUCGGAAAAAUUCAGCUUCUGCCUCAACACCCUUCUCUCGGACAUCUCCACAAAGCAGCCGUCACUGCGAGAGGAAAUUAUUACAGCCCAAAUAGAGCUUAUGUCCAACCUCACAAAGAUCAUAAUGACUUGUCAUGAGAGCAAGGAUUAUAGUAGCACCAUUUCCAAAAUUCAAUUAUGCAAGAGUACCAUUCCUAUUUUGAUAGGUUUAGCUCGUUCUAUGGGCCGGUAUGCUACAGUUGAGCCGCCUCUACUCUGCAGAUUAUUUCCGCAACCCCCAAGUCCUGUGAAGACUAAGGAACCUGAACCAAACUUUGAGUAUUCCACGUUAGAUAAAAAGAGAAAGUUCAACCAAUUUAGACCUAUUAUCCCAAGGUCCUUAUCUGGUAAUUUAAAUCCUAAUAAUGAAAAUCUUAUGGAUCAUGGAAACGAUACGGUUGAUAGCACAGGAGGGACCCUUAAAAGGGGGUCAUUGCAUAGUUACAAUUCAGUUCCUUAUGACCCUACAACAUAUUUCUUCCACAAGUUCGGGUCUAGUUUCAACCAGUUCCCAUACAUGAGGUUCUCGGAGUCUCCAGAGAAAAGGAUCAAUGUGCAAUUUUACGUGACGUAUCUGCAAUCGAUCCUUUCCUUAGCUAAGAAACUGCUUACCAAAGAUUUGCUGGCGUUUUUGGAUGAAGAAGCAGAAGAUAUUUACGCAUCGGGACAGAUUCAGGUGUUUCCAUACAAGUCUUUCUCGGAAACCUUGAACCUAGUUAUGGUGACACUACUGCGGGAACUCUUGCAGCACCAGAAAGAUUUGCCCGGACCUUUCACUAAGGACGUUCAGGAAUUCGUCAAAUGCCUCUUCCUGAGUGGACAAACGGAACUGCAGAGCCGUCACCACGACGCCUCAGAGAGGGAAGACCGGGAGAGUAACUACGCCACGGUCAAUAAGUUCAAGGUCAAUGUCAUGGCGAAUUCAGCCUGUGUUGACCUUCUCGUCUGGGCUAUUGGCGAUGAGACAGUGGACGGGGAUUAUCACGUACCGGCUCUUAUAAACGCUCUAACCAUAUUAAUAGGUGCGGAUUCGUUAUGUGGACGUUUGACUGAGAAGAUAAACUCUAAUCAUAACCACAAACUCAUACUGGCACAUAUGCCGUUGCUGAUGGUCUGUCUUGAAGGACUCGGCAAGCUAGCGACAAAGUUCCCGACGAUAGCGAACACAUCGAUCUACUGUCUUCGUGACUUCCUAGUGACACCAUCGCCGAUACUCUUCAAGUUACACAAGUUGGAGCUUGAGAAGACCGGCAAGGAACACAUGAAAGUCACUCUACAAGGCAAAGAGCUACAAGGCCUAACCGAGACCGGUGUUCCAGUGAAAUCGACGCCCUUCGAGAAGCUUCGAGACGCCGCCAUAGAGAACUUGUGCGUGGCGCUAGAAGCGGCCCUGACGGUGGACCCGUACUGCGUGCCCGCGCUAGUGGGCUCCGUCAGCAAUCGCCUCUUCACUGCCGAGACUAGUGAUAGCGAAUCUUCUCUAAUAAGUACGAACAUAGUAAUCAUGCUGGGCCACGUCGCCGUGGCGUUGAAGGACACGCCCAAGACAACUGACACCAUUCUGCAGUUCUUCCAGCAAAGACUCUGCCGAGCUCCAUCAUCACUAGACACCCUGAUAGUAGACCAGCUGGGCUGCAUGGCACUGGCCAGCCCCGAGGGUCCGGCACACGACGAGAUCAUGCGGAUGUUCACCGUCAUCACCGUGGAGGCUGCCAGCGCCGCCUACCAUCACACUGAUGAUAAGAAGCAGUACCGGCACGUGUCAGGCGCCGUACUAAACGCGCUGGCGAACAUAGCGGCGAACGUUCGCGGCACUACGGCUCGACUCGAGCUGCUCACUCGACUGCUCGAGUUGUUCGUACAACUGGGACUGGGAGGGGAGAGGGCGACGGACAGAUCGCCGGCCCCAGUGUUGAAGGCAUCUGGGAGUGCUGGGAACUUGGGUGUACUUAUACCUGUUAUAGCUGUCCUAGUAAAACGGUUACCCCCAAUCAGGAACCCGAAACCGCGUCUCCACAAACUAUUCAAAGAUUUCUGGCUAUACUGCGUAGUCAUGGGUUUCACUGCAGCUGAAUCAGGCUUAUGGCCUCAAGAAUGGUACGCCGGAGUAAAAGAGAUAGCAGUGAAAUCUCCCUUCCUAGUCUCCCAAACGUCACUUCGUUCGGAAAUGCGAGAGCUCCAAUACACGUCCGCUGUCCGCAACGAUUCGGUCUCGAUUAACGAACUUCAGGAGUUGAAAACUCAAAUUUCGAAUUUACUGGACCAUCCGCCCGAAGUGACGGUAUUCGUGAAUAAGUUGACUUUUGCGCCGUGUAUGUAUCUACUGAGUGUUUAUUGGUUGGAGACUUUGAGAGUGAGUAAUUCACCGGAGCCAAGCUUACAACCAAUCAUUGAGUAUUUGAGCGAUUCCGCCUUACAGAAAGACAAGACCGGUAUGUGGCAAUGUGUUGCCAGUGUCGGCGACAAAGUAUUCCAAAAAUUCCUUGACGUGAUGUCAGACAAGGUUAAGGACGAGUCCCGCGAGAGGGAGUUGGAGGGCCACGCUCAGUUCCUGCUGGUGAACUUCAACCACAUACACAAGCAGAUACGCAGGGUCGCCGACAAGUGGCUCGCGGGACUGGUCGACAGGUUCCCUCAUCUGUUGUGGAACUGUCGGGUCCUCUGGUCCAUGCUCGACAUUCUCCAAGUUCUAAGCUUUAGUUUAGAAUUGGAUGCGAAUCAAGAAACACCCUUACUGAAAGUCCCUGGAACAGACUUCACUUUACAGCUGCAAGACACUUUAGAAGGUAGAGAGUGCAUUGUGAAAGAUUUUGCAGAUCGUUGUCACGGAAUAGUGCAAGAGGCGAUGAAAUGGGCGCCUCAGUCUACGAGGUCGCAUUUGCAAGAAUAUUUGAAUCAGGUACCAAACUCCACCCUCUGGCAUCAUUGCGGCCUAGCCCUCGCCACCGGAGCCCUACUCGGCGCCGCAGGGCUCAACAGGAUGUCGGCCCCAUUACCUCGGGCUGCGCUGGACAAGCGCCCGCCCUGUGUCACGCAGGACUCCGCUGCGUUACUCGCUGUGGUGUCGCAACGAAGUCGGUAUGCGGGCGAGAUUGCCGGAGCCGUGAGUGCUGAAGGUGGAGGGGAGGCAGCUCUCUGGCGCGUUGGAGCUCGUCUUCAUUCGGCUCUCCGGGAUGCUUGCACCAGCGGCAGCGAAACCUCGCACAGGGCAGCGCUAUGGCGGGCUACAGCUCUGCUAGUGCACGCGCGGCACCACUCGCCGCACGCCGCGCACUCGCACACCGCGCCCACUGCACGAGGCCUGCUGCAUUCUGUGGCCUGGUCUCAAGUAGAAAUCUUCACGGAAGAUGCAGUAACCACGGCAGUCGAAUGUUGGCAAUGGCUGACCACAGCCCGACCUGACUUGGAGAUACGACUCAUGCAGGAAAUAUUUUCCGCGUGGCAGAGCACUGUGGAUCGGAAGAUGGGGCUGUUCUCUAAGCAGCAGGAUGAGAUCAGUCCCCUGGCUGCUCAUGAAGGAGCCAAGCUAGAGCCUCGACCACCCUUCGUGGCGCCGCACGCAGUGUGGGUUCGAUACCUGUGUGAGGUAGCAGAAACUGCCAAGUAUAACAGCUUGGAGAAGGUCGAGAUGUUGGCCAGUUUGUUACAUAGGUCACUGCCAAUCACUGUUGGAGAUAUACGUGAUCAUAUAAACAGACAUGUUGAAGCCGUUGGGGUGAGAUUUAGACUCCUAUCCUGCGGCCUAUCCCUCCUGCAAGGCGACAUCCUCCCCCGCUCCAUAGCUCGCAACAUCCUCCGGGAGCGAGUGUACGCGUCGUGCCUGGACUACUUCUGCCGCGGCCUGACGUGCCCCGCCAAGAGUGCCAGCGCCCUCAGGGAGGACAUCAUCUCCCUCAUCAAGUUCUGGCAGCUCAUGCACUCCGAUAAGAAGUACCUGAAGAGUAGCGAUAUUGCUGGUGAAUUCGAGCUGAUGGGUCCGAGCAGCAAUCAGAGUAUUUACACGUCAAACUCGCCCAUAGACAAUAGAUCAUCUGUCAACAGCGACAUCGGCAGUCGACAAACUACUGGUUGGAUAAAUACGGUGCCGAUGUCAACAACAACUUUAAGCAGUGGUGCGGGUAGCAUUGCAGGCAAGCGGUCGAACCGCAGCGUGAAGCCGCCCGCGAAGCCACAGGACACAUUCGUCAAAGACUACGUUAGGAAGAGGAACCUUAUAUUGGAGUUGAUGGCAGUAGAGAUCGAGUUCCUAGUGACUUGGCACAACCCUCACGGCAGACCCGAGCAGGCGGUGCCGGGCGAGGACAACAUCGCCACGUGGCGGUCCAAGCCCAACACUGACAGGACUUGGCGGGACUACGCCAAGCUUGCCUGGGAUAUUAGUCCUACACUCGCUGUGUUCUUGCCUGAGAGGCUGAAAAACGAAGGCAUAGUAGCGGAGAUACGUCGCAAGGUGCAAGCGCAGCCGACGGCCGUAUGUCACGUGCCGCAAGCGCUCAAAUAUCUUGUCACUACUGAUACUCUACUUAGCGAUGCUCAUGAGCUCGUCCACAUGAUAACCUGGGCCCGAGUGACCCCAGUAGAAGCCCUCUCGUACUUCAGCCGGCAGUACCCGCCGCAUCCUCUCUCUGCGCAGGCGGCUGUCAGCACGCUGACGUCAUAUCCGUCUUCUGCGGUACUGCUGUAUAUACCGCAGUUGGUGCAGGCUUUACGACAUGACACUAUGGGCUAUGUAGCGGAAUUAAUAAAGUCUCUAGCGAAGAAGUCUCAAGUGGUAGCUCACCAGCUCAUCUGGAAUAUGCACACCAACUUGUAUACCGAUGAAGAAAUGCAUAACAAAGAUUCUUUAUUCGACAUCCUAGAAAGCUUAACAAAGAACAUAGUGGACCACCUAUCCGGUCCCGCUAAAGCGUUCUACGAGCGAGAGUUCGACUUCUUCAGUCAGAUCACGAACAUCAGCGGAGUUAUCCGACCUUACCCGAAGGGUGCCGAGAGGAAACGAGCCUGCUUGGAGGCUUUGAAGACUGUUAAGGUCCAACCCGGGUGUUAUUUACCUUCAAAUCCGGAUUCCAUGGUUGUUGACAUCGACUACAAGAGUGGUACCCCUAUGCAAAGUGCAGCGAAAGCUCCCUAUCUGGCGCGGUUCAGAGUGCGCAAAUAUGGCAUUGAUGAAAUGGAAGCCAUCGCUAUGGCUAUAUCUUCGGGCGAAGAUUUACCUUCGGAGGAAGGCAAGGACAGAUACACAGGCAUAGCAUCAGAAGUAUGGCAGGCCGCCAUAUUUAAAGUCGGAGAUGACGUACGACAAGACAUGCUGGCCUUACAAGUUAUAUCCUUGUUCAAGAACAUAUUCCAACAAGUUGGGCUCGAUUUAUAUCUGUUCCCGUAUAAGGUCGUCGCCACGGCACCUGGAUGUGGCGUAAUAGAAUGCGUACCGAACGCGAAGUCUCGCGACCAGCUCGGGCGACAGACCGACAUCGGCAUGUACGAGUACUUCAUCAAGAAGUACGGGGACGAGACCACCAGGGAGUUUCAGGCAGCGCGUCGUUGCUUCGUGACAUCGAUGGCGGCGUACAGCGUGAUCGGCUUCCUGCUGCAGAUCAAGGACCGGCACAAUGGCAACAUCAUGCUCGACGUCGACGGACAUAUUAUACAUAUCGAUUUCGGCUUCAUGUUCGAGUCAUCCCCUGGAGGUAACUUAGGCUUCGAGCCUGACAUCAAGCUGACUGACGAGAUGGUGAUGGUGAUGGGCGGCAAGAUGGAAGCUCCACCCUUUAGGUGGUUCUGUGAACUGUGUGUGCAAGCCUUCCUCGCUGUCAGACCCUACCAAGAAGCAAUAAUAUCGAUGGUAUCCCUAAUGCUAGACACCGGAUUACCAUGCUUCCGAGGACAAACAAUCCGCCUUCUUCGUUCUCGAUUCGCGCCGAAUUCCACGGAAAAGGAAGCAGCCGCCUACAUGCUUUCAGUCAUAAGGAAUUCCUUCCUAAACUUCAGAACUAGGACAUACGACAUGAUACAGUAUUAUCAGAAUCAGAUACCGUAUUAAUAGAGGUUUUUUUUCGGUUCAUUUUUGAAGGUAAAUGUGAACUUUUCAGCCUUUUGUUGAGAUGGUGAAAUAAAUGUUUUGAAUUCUGCGAUGAUGAUUUGAAUUUGAUGUUGCGUGAUAUUUUUUUUAAGUUUUUGUUGAUUUGACCCUGAUGGUGCAAUGGUCACUAUAUCGCACUGCUAAACAGAGGGUGCAAGGGUUGGUUCCCGGUACAGACAACAUUUUUGCGAUGAGCAUAUUUGUUGGCUGUGUGCUGAAUGUUAUAUAUAUCCUAUAACAAUACAGGCUCGCUUACUUGGGUUUAACCGACCGUGUGGAAAGGUGUCCCGAGAGUUUAGCGAUAUUAACAGUAUUACCUACCAGGUAACAUAAUAUGGACAUCAAGUCAUACUUAUUCUUGCCAUCAAUUACUCUCUAAAUAAGUUUUCUCAAAGCUUUCGAUAGACGAAGAUUUUUACUUUUAGACAAUGUCCCAUAUUACUGUUCAUACGCGAAUGCCGGGCGAUAAGUUUGCGAAAGUAAGCUAUACUAGUCUCAUGCCCGUUUUCACCAACAAUCUCUUAACGUUUCCCUAAAUGCCACUUAGAAUAGGGCUCCCCCAAUAAUAAAGGUUAUAAGGGUCACAUAAACUUCCCUAAAUGCUCUUAGGGGAUCCCUAAAUUCAGGUAUUUGUUGGUGAAAAUGGGCAUAAGUGAUUAGAUAAUAGUUUCAGCCCGCGGUUUUAUCUGGAUAUUUCAAAAUAAAACGCCAAAUUACGACACAAAAAGACAGUUUAUUAAGCACAUUCAAUAUUAUCUUGCGAAUGAAUUGACGACAUGUAGAUAUUAUUAUAAAUUGCCAUUGCGAAGUAUAUCGAUCAAUUUUUUUGACUACUACAAUAUUUAAAACAUCUUAUAUCUAUAGGUUGUAACAAUUUGCAUCACCAAGCAGAAAGCUGUGCUCAGACUUAAAGUAAAAAAAGCUAUUGCUAAAAUCUAAAAAAAAAAACUAAACGGAAAAUAAAAA
This is a messenger RNA of Helicoverpa zea (corn earworm), 7475 nucleotides long. It is a transcript of the gene Pi4KIIIalpha, whose product is annotated as phosphatidylinositol 4-kinase alpha. The record is from RefSeq and is a predicted model, not a curated record. Gene Ontology annotation, biological process: phosphatidylinositol phosphate biosynthetic process; phosphatidylinositol-mediated signaling. NCBI's taxonomy places the organism in Eukaryota, Metazoa, Arthropoda, Insecta, Lepidoptera, Noctuidae. Bases 87 to 6470 code for a protein of 2127 amino acids. Gene Ontology annotation, molecular function: 1-phosphatidylinositol 4-kinase activity. The transcript has 39 exons. Gene Ontology annotation, cellular component: cytoplasm; plasma membrane.